AUGGAUGCGGCGGCCUCAGCUGCUGUCGCGGCUGCCAAGGAGGCGGCGCUGGCCGCGUCUGCCGCGGCAUCUGCUGCUGCCAAGGAGGCGGCAGUGGCGGCUUCGACUGCGGUGGAGGCGGCGGCUGCCAAGGAGGCGGCGCUGCUCGCGUCUGCCGCCGCAACGGCUGCCGCGAAGGAGGCAGCGGCGGCGGCUGCGACCGCGACGGAGGCGGCCGUGAAGGCUUCGGCUGCGGCCUUAAAUGCGAAGGAGGCAGCGGAUGCGGCGGCGGCCGCAGGGGAGGCUGCGACGGUGGCGAUUCAGGCUUUCAAGAAGCGCAAGUUCCAUCUUAUCGACGGUGACGACGACGAUCUCAUCAGCCGCCUCCCCGACGCCGUCCUCGGCAGCGUCGUGUCUCUUCUCCCCACCAAGGAAGGCGCCCGCACGCAGGUCCUCUCCCGCCGGUGGCGCCCGCUCUGGCGCUCCGCUCCUCUGAACCUCGUGGUGGACUCUGAACUCAAGACCAUCGACUUGGUUUCGAAGAUCCUCUCCGAGCAUGAUGGACCGGCGCGCUGCUUCUCGCUCCGCCUCCAUAUCGACGACUGUUACGACAGGAUCGAAGGCUGGCUUAGUUCCCGGGCGCUGUACAGCCUAGAGGAGCUCGAGCUCGCCCCCAAGCUCUUGUUCGCCAAGACGGAGAAGUUGUGCCUGCUGCCAUCGUCGGCGUACCGCUUCUCGCCCACGCUCCGCGUGGCCAAAUUCCACGGCUUCCAUUUCCCCGACUUGAUUGUGCAGCUGUCCCUCAAGUUUCCGCGCCUCGAGCAGCUGACCCUGGCUAGCGUCACCAUCUCAGAGGACGCCCUCCAGAGCAUGCUCUCUGGCUGCCCUGCCUUGGAAAGCCUUGAGCUGAAGAGAAAUUCGGGCAUUGGUCGCCUCUGCAUCAGCUCCCAGACCAUUAGGAGUUUAGGCUUUUGCGCUGACCGGUGGAGUGGUGGAGGUGUCUUUCUGCAAGAGCUGGUCAUCGAGGACGCCCCGUGCCUUGAGAGAUUGCUACCGCUCGAUCCAAAGGGUGGUACAGAGAUCAUACGCGUAAUCCGGGCACCUAAACUGCAGAUACUGGGCAUGCUCUCUGAAGACAUAUCCGAAUUCCACCUUGGAAGUACAAUUUUUAAGAAAAUGGUUGCUGUCAGUUUGACAACCAAAAUGCACACCAUGAGGGUUUUGGUUCUCUGCUCUGCUGGCCCUAAUAUUGACGAAGUGGUUAACUUCCUCAAGUGCUUCCCCUGCUUGGAGAAGCUGUAUGUCAUUUCACUCUCAGGCACAUGGAGCUCAUUGAAGGUUAUGAAUAAUGCUCGGAAGUAUGACCCACUGGACCCAAUGGAAUGCUUUGAGCUCCAUCUCAAAAAAGUAGUGUUGAAGAAUUAUGACGGCAACAAGAAUUUAUCUGUUGACUUUGCAAAGUUCUUUGUUCAGAAUGCGAAAGGGCUAAAUGAAAUGAAAAUCACAUUGCCUUACCACCGCCAGCAUGAAUGGCAUACCCAUGAUUUGUCAAUGGAUGACCCCUUCGACUUGCCCUCCAGAGGAUGCUCAAAGUGUAUAGAGAAGGGUCUAGGAGAUGCUAUAUACCAAACUUAA
This is a messenger RNA of Triticum aestivum (bread wheat), 1614 nucleotides long. Its product is annotated as F-box/LRR-repeat protein At5g02910-like. Bases 1 to 1614 code for a protein of 537 amino acids. The record is from RefSeq and is a predicted model, not a curated record. Gene Ontology annotation, molecular function: protein binding. NCBI's taxonomy places the organism in Eukaryota, Viridiplantae, Streptophyta, Magnoliopsida, Poales, Poaceae. The transcript is spliced from 4 exons.